AUGCUCAUGACGGCACGAAAAGCUAAAACCAAGAACAGACAAAUCUGCAAAUCAAAGUACAAGACGCUUCAAGAUCUACCUCAUGAGGUGAUAGAGAAGAUCAUGUUCAAUCUUUCAAGCCCAUACGAUCACCUAUCAUUCCUCAAAACCUGCUCGACAGUAUACAGAUCGUACACUCCCAGGAUAUACAGGAUGCUAUGUAUCAAUCAAGGUUUCAGCCGUCCGGAGAAGGAUAACAAAUAUCAGUCGUUUGGCAAAGCGGGUAAUGGAGUGAUCAGUUUAGAUAGGAUGCUUGGGCAUCCCAAAGAUGGAUUUCCAGGGGUGAAAGCCAUCCGUAAACUCCAUAUUCACUCAAAAAACCUGAUCAAGUCCGAUCUCAAAACCAUACUUGACACUCCAUUCUUGUCCAUGCCCAUCAACUCUCAGAUCCUCGAUACCAUCUAUAGAGGAAUGGAAGAUACCACCUACCUUGUCACAUUCUGGAGUACCGAAAUCAGAAAGCUGAAGGGAAGUCUUCGGAACCACCCAGCGUUGGGAUGGGCGUUUGCCUGUCAACCUCCAAUUACAACAUUGACCUUGCAGCUGUACAUGACUAAUGAUGGGACUGCGGCUACUAUCCAAGUGGAGAACGAAAUGGGUAUAACGGUCUUUGAUGUCAUUCAUGGUAUACAUAAAUGCUUGAAUAAUAACCUGCCUCGAAUAAUUAGCGAAAGAUAUCCGAAACAUCUCCAAACGAGGUUAACGUGGUUCGAUUAUUUAAAUUUAGGUGAUAAACCUCAAAAAUCUCGAGUUAUAUUUCCUAUUGAGAAAGUGGAUUUGAUAAGGUCUAAUGACGGAGGUGAAUUGAUUUUGAAGAUUAGUUUGAGGAGAAUUGAUUAUUGA
Molecule: messenger RNA, 882 nt
Organism: Kwoniella botswanensis
Lineage: Eukaryota; Fungi; Basidiomycota; Tremellomycetes; Tremellales; Cryptococcaceae
Exons: 7
Coding region: 1-882 (293 amino acids)
Source: RefSeq, a predicted model, not a curated record